AUGGGUUCCAUGCAGCAGCAGAAAGAGAUCGCUACUCUCAACAGUCUGGCUGAUCAGAUCAAGGAGCUGGCCGCCAAAUUGACGAAACAAGUUGAGGAGGAAAAUAUACCACCAAUAACCCUCGAAGCGGACAGCCCGACAAGGUACGAGCGCAUUCCGCGCGACAUGUUCAUGACGCGCCAGCUUCUCGAGGACGCGCUCAAAGACAUGUGGAUUCUCAGUCAAGGCCCGAGCGAUAGCGUGUUCAACUACGUGCACACGACCGUGCCUGACGUUUCAUGUCUAAACCUCCUUAACCAGUUCGACUUCUGGAAUGCGGUACCACUCGACGGUGAAGCUAGCUUCGAGGAGGUUGCCAAACGCGUACAGCUACCGGUAGACGUUGUAUCACGUGUUUUUGACCACGCAACUACAAUGCGUUUCUUCACAAAGCCCUCGCCGUUCGCGACUUCUGUCCGACACACAUCGCGAUCGGCGGCUCUUGCCAAAGAACCAGGCCUGGCUUCCCUAGUGUCUAUUGUCAUUGAGGAGACGGCUGCGCCGAUGCUCCUCCUGCCCGAGGCAUUGCGGCAGUUUAGCCAGGGCAAGACCGAGCUUACUAAGAAUAUGAAGGAGACCGCGUUCAAGUUAUGCCGUUCUGGUGGCAUAUGGGGCGAGUGGGAAAACAGUUGGGACUUCAUCGAGAAUGACGGAGUACCGGAGGGUCAGGCUGGAUAUGAGAAGAGGACAAAAGGGUGGAGGCAGAGGAACUUUAUCAAGUUCAUGGCGUAUAUCAAGGAUCUGUUCAAUACUGAGGACCUUGUGUAUAACGCGCUGGAUUGGGCUGGUGCGGGCGACAUAACGGUUGUGGAUAUCGCCGGCUCAGCCGGCCAUGACUCUGCAGCUCUAGCCCGCAAAUUCCCGAAUCUCAAGAUCGUAGUUGAAGAUCUUCCAGAAGUCGCAACCGUCUUCGAAAAGGAAUUCCCACACGACCUGCGCGACCGCGUGUCGUUUAAAACUCACAACAUGUUCGACCCGCAGCCCGUUAGUGCAGAUAUCUACAUGCUCAAAUGGGUUCUUCAUGACUGGCCUGAUGUCGAGUCUGUUGCAGUCCUGCGUGCCCUAAUUCCUGCGCUUAAGCCCGGUGCGAGAAUCUUGUUCAUCGACUACGUGGGCAAGCGUAGCCCGAGCGAAAUCGUGCUUCCAAGGAGCAUUGAGGCUCACGGUACUGCUACUGAUUUGCGCAUGAUGACGAUGUUUAAUGCGGCAGAGAGGCCGGCGGAGGCGUUCAAGGAGAUCUUCGAGAAGGCGGAUGAGAGGUUCGAGGUUAAGAGAGUAGACGCGGACCUGUACAUGUGUGUAAUCGAGGCUGUUUGGAGGGGAUAA
Molecule: messenger RNA, 1365 nt
Organism: Parastagonospora nodorum SN15
Lineage: Eukaryota; Fungi; Ascomycota; Dothideomycetes; Pleosporales; Phaeosphaeriaceae
Exons: 2
Coding region: 1-1365 (454 amino acids)
Molecular function (GO): O-methyltransferase activity
Source: RefSeq, a predicted model, not a curated record